This is a messenger RNA of Aspergillus puulaauensis, 969 nucleotides long. RefSeq lists its product as uncharacterized. The transcript is spliced from 2 exons. Lineage: Eukaryota; Fungi; Ascomycota; Eurotiomycetes; Eurotiales; Aspergillaceae. Gene Ontology annotation, molecular function: polygalacturonase activity. The coding region runs from base 1 to 969 and encodes 322 amino acids. The record is from RefSeq and is a predicted model, not a curated record.
AUGGUGACGGACACGAUUUUUGUUCCGGCCGGGAGACGCAUUGUCGGUGACUCUUUUGCUUCAACCAUCAGUGCUGUUGGUGUGAAAUUCCAGAACCCGGCUGCUGUUCGGCCCAUGGUUAGGUUCGGAUAUCCUGGGGACGUUGGUGUCGCACAAGUGACUGAUAUGCUGUUCACGGUUGGAGAUAUUCUUCCCGGUUGUAAAAUGGUCGAAGUGAACAUCGCCGGUGCACACCCUGGUGACGUCGGAUUCUGGAACACCCAUAUCCGAGUCGGUGGUGCAGUCGGAAGCAAAGUCCAGAGCCAGUGUGCGGGAGGCCCAGCCAAGUGCAAGGCAGCCUGGGCCAAUCUCCAUCUCACCAGCACGUCCUCUGCCUAUAUCGAGAACAUGUGGGGAUGGACAGCGGACCACGACCUUGACGGCGAGAACGGUCAAGUCAUUGCCACUGGGCGCGGCAUCCUCGUGGAAGCGACAGCUGGCACCUGGCUCGUUGGAACUGGAUUCGAGCACCAUACGCUCUACCAGUACAACUUUGAAAAUGCGCACAACGUAUUCUCCACCAUGCAGCAGAGCGAAUCGGCAUACUGGCAAGGCCCAGGCAACGUGCUGGCCCCUGCUCCUUGGCAGGAUAACCUUAUUAACAGCGACCCGGACUUCUCGCAGUGUGCUGAGGGAGACGCCCUAUGUCGGAUGGGAUUGUUUGAGCGAAUCCAUGCUUCGUCGAACCUUUUCCUCUAUGGAGGCUGCAACUGGGUGUUUUUCAACAACGGCGGAGACUGCCAGUCAAACAAUGGGAAAUGCCAGAAGAAUGCCAUCCAGAUCCAGGACUCGUCAGCAAUCUAUCUUUAUGGCACGAACACCAAGAGUACAAUCAACAUAGUGCUCGACGGCCACCGCGCGAUCGCGACAGAAAAUGAUAAUUCCGGUGGCUGGGGAGGUGUCGUCGCCGCGUACCUCUACGCUGCAUAA